Molecule: messenger RNA, 2427 nt
Organism: Octopus bimaculoides (California two-spot octopus)
Lineage: Eukaryota; Metazoa; Mollusca; Cephalopoda; Octopoda; Octopodidae
Biological process (GO): membrane organization
Cellular component (GO): membrane
Molecular function (GO): ATPase activator activity
Source: RefSeq, a predicted model, not a curated record
GCAAGCAAGAUUGAAACUAACUUUUAAUGUAUUAUAAAUAACAUAGUGCGCGUCAAAAUUACGAAAAUAUGAAAAUAACACUGACAUCUCAUUUUAACAUAUAUAUCUGUAGCGGGCUGGAUGUGAUGUGCCAUAUCAGGUCGAUAUGAUGUAGUUCACUACUGAAUGUAGCGUAUAAAUGUAACGCUUAAAAGUUCUCGCGUCGGAGUAACCAGUGAAUAUCCAGGAAUCAACAUCAAGAAGAACGAAAUAUUAUUUGCAUAUGUCUAUUCGUUUGCCCGACAGGAAAUCAGUCAAUGCAAUGUGAAUAUUUCAUCCGUUAUUCUACUCACUUGGGGGGUCAUCUUCUAUGAAAAGAAGAAAACAUCGAAGUCUUAGUUUUAUUUCUGUCAUCUAGCUUUGUACAAGUCCUAGUACUUUACCAAUUGUUUUACAUUUUGUUGUUAAAAUAAAAAAUAUUUCUCGGGAUUAUUCAUUAAAUAUCUGCAUACUUAUGUAUUGAUGCAAUAAAAAACAUUUUCUAUUUCAAUGUUGAUUGGUAAAGGAAAUUUGUGAGUAGAAGAAUUACACCAUGUUGAUUUUUAUAUUGUAGAAUGGAAUGUUUCAGUGGUGUCUUUUCUGAAUAAUUCUGUUUUCAUAAACUGAUUAGUGUAUUUUCUUAUGUAUUUACCUCAUUAGUCUUCUGUGACUACUUCAACAAGUAAUGCAAACUCUGUCCUUCUCUGAAGAAGGUUAUAUUAAGAUCAAAACUUCUUCAAAAUUGUCUCAUAUUUGCCAAAAUAAUUCAAACAAUAUUAGUCAUUGGCUAAUAAUGUAUUUUUUUAAAUAUUACAUUAAGUGUGUUUAGACACAGUGUUAUGUAUUACAUGAAGUGACUUCGAUUUAAAAAACGCUUUUAUGUAUAUUUAUUUGGCAUUUAGUGAGAGUGUAAACAAAUUGUAACUUUGUUGACGAUAGACAGUUGAAAGUCGUGUGAGAUUGAAUGGAAUUAUAGAUGAAAAUUGUGUUUUCAUUUCAAUUUAAAAAAUAAUAUUAAUGAAAUAGAAAAAUUAUGGCACACUACAAAAAUGCAGAAUCUAACGAAUCUGAUGAAGAACUAUAUUCUAAUAUCCCAGGUUAUGCAACUGAUAUAAAUUUCUAUCCAAAUCUCUCAGAAGAUAAAAAUGAAUAUUUCCCACCUCCUGUCAGACGAAGCGAAAGGCUCAAGAAGUUUUCAUCUGAAGAAUCCCUAAAACAUAGCAGUGACAGACAAAGGAAGCGAAAUGUAGGUAGAAACGAAGAUAUAAUAAAUAAAAAUAAUGCUGAAUCCACCCAAUCUAGUGAAGAACUGUAUCCUAAUAUCCCACGUAAAGCAGCUGGUAUAAAUCUCUAUCCAAAUCUUUCAAAAGAUAAAAAUGAACAUUCCCCAUCUUCUGUCAGACGAAACAAACGUUUCCCAAUAUACAGCAGUGAAAGACAAGGGAGGCAAAAUGUAGGUUGGAACGAAGAUAUAAAAAAUAAAAAUGUAAGAAAUAACAUUAACACAGGACAUUUUCAGUCUGGAGAGAGUGCUGUACCUCAUAAAUGGAUUUUUGGCUUAAUCACUUUGAUUUUACUUUCUUUAGGAAUGCUUUUGGGUUUUUCUAAAGGAAACGAAAAAGAAAAUGUUACAAAUAUAAAUUUUGGCAAUCUAAAAAGCAAAUUUAAAACCCAGUCAAAUCGUGUUUGGACUAUCCUGAAAGCCAGUACGAAUCACAUCAUAGCAGCAGAAGAACCUGAUAGACCAGCUGUGAUUAUGAUGGUUUUACCAAAUAAAGAAUCUGAACUUAUGGCACUUUGUCUAGCUCAACACUUGUCACAUGAUCUCAACAAAAUUCUUAAAGGGCAAGCCACAUCAGCUACUUCAUACCCUUUUAUUAAUGGUUCCAAUUUUAUAAACUAUGAAAUUAGUGAUCAAAAAUUAAAACUGGAUAAUUCCAUACAAGAUAUUAUUAAUCAAUGGAAGUCUGUGAUAAUUACUCACUUAGAGAAGUUUCAUAGCCAAACUGUAAUGUUUUUUCAUGGUAUCUGUGACACAACUGAAGCUAAGUACAAACGGAUUGCUGUAAUAUUUCUACUGGAGACUUCUUAUGGAAUAACAAAUGAAGCAGAGCUAGCAUUAUAUUUAGAGAAUUUGUGGAGUGACAUGGACCGUAUUAAAAUUAAACCUCUUCUUUCACGGCUUGCCAACAAUGUAAUAUUUUUGAACCAAGAUAAAGGUUUUACAACCUGUUUGUAAUUGCUGUUAUCCUAAUAUGUGAACAAUAAACAUAUAUAUGAAAACAUAUAAAUUGUAUAUGUAUAUGUGUAUAUAUAUUGGGUCAUCCCAUAAAUAAUGUGAAUUUUUAUACUACUUUUAUUAUACUUUGAUUUUUCAAAAUUAAGAUAAAGUUCUUUUUUCAUCUAAAA